Molecule: messenger RNA, 1612 nt
Organism: Oncorhynchus keta (chum salmon)
Lineage: Eukaryota; Metazoa; Chordata; Actinopteri; Salmoniformes; Salmonidae
Product: MOB kinase activator 3B
Exons: 4
Coding region: 332-982 (216 amino acids)
Biological process (GO): positive regulation of protein phosphorylation; signal transduction
Cellular component (GO): nucleus; cytoplasm
Molecular function (GO): protein kinase activator activity
Source: RefSeq, a predicted model, not a curated record
AAUAAAAAUGUAGAAGCAACCGGGGGAAAAAAGAGCCUAUUCUGCACCUCCAAUCACUACAGGUCGGAGAUCGAAAACGUUUCAAUGCCCUGGAGGUGCCCAAUGUCAAGUAAUCACAGAAUAUAACGCAUGCUGAUAUUGUGCAGGAACCCACCGUUUCUUCGUCUACUUCUCAUCUACCUGCUCCUCCAGAAGUGACUAUUGGUACCGUCGAUUCCUCCCAGGGGUCCCUUCCCCCGCAACACGGUCUGCUGACAAACCUCCACUGUUCCCCUCCUCUCUGCUGUCCCUCUCCCCUCUCGCCACGGUCCUAGCCCCCAUCCUAGGCGACAUGUCCAUCACCCUGAAGCAGGUCUUCAACAAGGACAAGACCUUCCGGCCCAAGCGUAAGUUUGAGCCGGGGACGCAGCGUUUCGAGCUGCAUAAGAAGGCCCAGGCAUCGCUAAGCUCCGGAGUUGACCUGAGGGCGGCGGUUGCUCUGCCCCACGGGGAGGAUCUGAACGACUGGGUGGCAGUACACGUGGUGGACUUCUUCAACCGAAUCAACCUCAUCUACGGGACGGUGUGUGAGUUCUGCACGGAGAAGAGUUGUCCGGUCAUGUCCGGAGGUCCUAGGUAUGAGUACCGAUGGCAGGACGAUCACAAGUACAAGAAACCAACGGCUCUACCGGCUCCCAAGUACAUGAACUUGCUGAUGGACUGGAUAGAGGUCCAGAUCAACAAUGAGGAUAUCUUCCCCACCAGCAUGGGUAUCCCCUUCCCCAAGAACUUCACCCAGAUCUGUAAGAAGAUAAUCUGCCGUCUGUUCCGGGUGUUUGUCCACGUCUACAUCCACCAUUUUGACCGUAUGAUCCUGAUGGGAGCUGAGGCCCAUGUUAACACCUGCUAUAAGCACUUCUACUACUUCAGCACAGAGCUCAACCUCAUAGACCGCAAGGAGCUGGAGCCACUGAAAGAGAUGACUUCUGGGAUGUGUCACUGAGGAGUAGCAGAACUACUGGAGCAGCUGAGGGACUGUCUGGGACGCCCUGCUGGCUCGGCAGGAGGUUACCAUGGAGAUACGGAGGGGUACACAGUUGACUCUGAAGCUUGAUGACAUCAUCAGUGUGAUUCAACUAGCUCGAUGUCAUCACUGUGUCAUUCUGAUAGCAAGAGAAGAGCCUGUUACCUGCAGAUAUACCUGGCUGACUGGCUGACUGGCUGGCUGACUGGCUGACUGGCUGACUGACUGACUGACUGGCUGGCUGGCUGGCUGGCUGGAUAUAUGGAUGGAUGAAUAAAUGAACGAAUGAAUGAAUAAUGAAUGGAUGAUUGAAUGAAUGGAUGAUGGAUAGAUGGUUGGCUGGAUGGAUGAUGGAUAGAUGGUUGGCUGGAUGGAUGGAGGGAGGGAUAUAUGGAUGGAUGAUGAAUAGAUAAUGGAUAGAUGGCUGGAUAAUGGAUGGAUGAUGGAUGAUGGAUGAACACUGUAGCAAAGACAUUCUACUAUUUCUACUGUAGUUAGAAAGGACCUCCCUCUCUAACACCACAUCACUGAGGAGGACCUCCCUCUCUAACACCACAUCACUGAGGAGGACCUCCCUCUAACACCACGUCACUGAGGAGGACCUCCCUC